CUCCUGAGCCAUAAGUAAAACUCACAACUCUCAGUUCUUAGUUCAGUGGACAUUUGAUAAUUUGACUAAGGCUGGGGACUAGCCAUUCUGACCACAAAGGAAGAAGUACCCUCUUCUCACCAGAAAGCCAGGCCAAUAGCAUCAUGCAUCCUUGGGUAGCCAUCCUGGGCCUCCUACUCCUGCCAGAUGGUGUAACCUCUUACCAUCGAGUGACUGGAGUGGUGGGUCAGAGUGUCACUCUACCCUGCUACUAUAAUGGAGAAGUCACAAGCAUGUGUUGGGGCCGAGGGGCAUGUCCUUGGUUGAACUGUGGAACUAGCAUCAUCUGGACUGAUGGAUACAGAGUCACCUAUCGGAGGGAUGGACGUUAUCAGCUAAAUGGCAAUAUUCGUGGAAGGGAUGUGUCUUUGACCAUAAACAAUGCUGCCGUGUCUGACAGUGGCUUGUAUUGUUGCCGAAUUGAGGUGAGAGGGUGGUUCAAUGACAUAAAAACCACCCUAGAGUUGAGGAUCAAUCCAGCUCCACCUACAACGACAACGACCACCACCACUACAACAACUACCAGCACUACUCCAACAACCACUACCACUACUCCAAGAACAACUACCACUACAAGGAAAACUCCCAACACUAUUCCAAGAACAACCACCACUACAAGAAGGACAACUACCACCACUAUUCCAAGAACAACCACUACAAGAAAGACCACUACCACCACUACUCCAAGAACAACCACUACAAGAAUGACAACUCCCACCACUACUCAGAGAACAACCACUACAAGAAAGACAACUCCCACCACUACUCCAAGAACAACCACUACAAGAAUGACAACUCCCACCACUACUCAGAGAACAACCACUACAAGAAAGACAACUCCCACCACUACUCCAAGAACAACCACUACAAGAAAGACAACUCCCACCACUACUCCAAGAAGAAACACUACAAGAAAGACACCUGCCACCACUAGAAAGACACUUGACACCACUACUCCAAGAAGAACCACCACUAUAAGAAAGACAAGUACCACCACUACUCCAAGAACAACCACUACAAGAAAGACAAGUACCACCACUACUCCAAGGACAACCACUACAAGAAAGACAACUACCACCACUACUCCAAGAACCGCUACCACCACCACCACUACUCCAAGAACAACCACCGCUACUAGAAAGACAACCAUUACUACUACUCCAAGAACCACUACCACCACCAGCACUACUGCAAGAACAAUCACCACUACAAGAAAGACAACUACUACCACUACUCCAAGAAGAAUCACUACAAGAAAGACACCUCCCACCACUACCCCAAGAAGAACCACUACAAGCAAGACAACAACUACUACUACUCCAAGAACCACUAUCACCACCACCACUACUCCAAGAACAACCACCACUACGAGAAAGACACCCAUUACUACUACUCCAAGAAUGACUACCACUACUCCAACAACCACCACUGCUACUCCCAAAACAAUAACCACCAUGACUCCAACAACCACCAUGACUCCAGCAACCACCACCACCACCUCCACUACUCCAAGAACAACCACCACUAUGAGAAAGACAACCAUUACUACUACUCCAAGAACCACAACCACCACCAGCACUACUCCAAGAACAACCACCACCUCAAGAAAGACAGCCAUUACUACUACUCAAAGAACCACUACCGCCACCAGCACUACUCCAAGAACAACCACCACUAUAAGAAAGACAACCAUUACUACUACUCCAAGAACCACUACCACUAUUCCAACAACCACCACUACUACCCCCAAAACAAUAACCAACAUGACUCCAACAACUACCAUGACUCCAACAACCACCACCACCAUCUCAACUACUCCAAGAACAACCACCUCUAAAAGAAAGACAACUGUUACUACUACUCCAAGAAUGACUACCACCACUCCAACAACCACCACUACUACUCCCAGAACAAUAACCACCACGACUUCAACAACAACCAUGACUCCAACAACCACCACCACCACCACCUCCACUACUCCAAGAACAACCACCACUAUGAGAAAGACAACCAUCACUACUACUCCAACAACCACUACCACCACCACCACUACUCCAAGAACAAUCACCACUACAAGAAAGACAACUAUUACUACUACUCCAAGAAUGACUACCACUCUUCCAACAACCACCACUACUACCCCCAAAACAACAACCACCAUGACUCCAACCACCACCACCACCAUCUCCACUACUCCAAGAACAACCACCACUAUGAGAAGGACAACCAAUACUACUACUCCAAGAACCACUACCACCACCAGCACUACUCCAAGAACAACCACCACUACGAGAAAGACAACUAUUACUACUACUCCAAGAACCACUACCACUACUCCAACAACCACCAUGACUCCAACAACCACCACCACCACCUCCACGACUCCAAGAACAACCACCACUAAAAGAAAGACAAGCAUUACUACUACCCCAAGAAUGACUACCUCUACUCCAACAACCGCCACUACUACCCUCAAAACAACAACCAUGACUCCAACAACCACCACCACCACCUCCACUACUCCAAGAACAACCACCACUACAAGAAAGACAACCAUUACUACUAUUCCAAGAACGACUACCACUACUCCAACAACCACCUCUACUACCCCCAAAAGGACAACCACCAUGACUCCAACAACCACUGCAACCACCUCCACGACUCCAAGAACAACCACCACUACAAGAAAGACAACCAUUACUACUACCUCAAGAAUGACUACCACUAUUCCAACAAGCAGCACUACUACCCCCAAAACAACCACCACCAUGACUCCAUCAACCCCCACCAUCACUACUCCAAGAACAACCACCACUACAAGGACAACCAUUACCACUACUCCAGCAAUGACUACCACUAUUCCAACAACCACCACUACUACCCCAAAAACAACCACCACGACUCCAACAACCAUAAUCACCACCACCACUACUCCAAGAACAACCAAAACUACAAGAAAGACAACCAUUAUUACUACUUCAACAAUGACUACAACUAUUUCAAGAACCACUGCUACUACCCGAAAAACAACACCCACCACCAGUCCAACCACCACCACCACCACUACUCCAACCACAAUGGUCACCACUGCUCCAACAACCACCACCACUGCUGUGCCAGCAACAAUCAACACCACUACUCCAACCAUGACAGUCACCACUGCUCCAGUGACAGCGAGGUCCUCUACUUCUGCUCCUCCAAUGCCAGCACCCACAGAGGACCUCCAGCCAGCUUCUUUAUCUUCUCCAACUCAGACAGCAGAAAGCCAGCCUACUACCCUGUAUGAAACAAACAUAACCAGCUCACCAUGGCACUCUUGUUCAACAGAUGGAAAUGGCACCGUGACCCAGUCUCCAGAUCCUCAUUGGCAUAACAAUCAAACUAUUGCGGUGCUGGCACAAGAAACAUGGAUGAGCACCAACAAGGGAGUCUACAUUGGAAUCUCGGUUACUGUUUUGGCAUUGUUGGUCAUGUUUGUGGUAUUCUGGAUUAGGAGAAGUAAGUCACCUCAGGACUGAAAUAUUCAGAAAUAUUCUUGAGCCCACAGGAGUAUUCUUGAGCCACAUGUUUUCAGUUUCAUAUAACUUUCUUGCUUCUUACCUUGUUCUUUUUUUUUUUUUUUAAUUUAUCUUAAAUUUAUUGUUCCACAAACAUGAUAUUUAAAUUCUCCAUAGGAGAAAUUAAAUAUGGAGAAAUAAGCACUGGUUGUGUAAAGUUGAGAUUUGGAAGUCAAAAGCCAAGGUUAUAUACAAGAUUUGUUCCCUCCCAUUUUGUUCUUUUCGCAUUCCCUCAAUAACAAUAUUUUAUCCCUAUUGGGAGUAAAACCGUUGAUGGUUUUAUAACACCCACUUAAUAGAAGAAGCACAAGAGACAUUAGGAGGGUACAUGAUUUCAGAGCUAGGAGAAGAACAAAGGGAUUCACAUGACAGUCAUCCAGCACCUCGUGGUCUCCUUCCACCAGUUGUGUGUUUAUGUGUGUGUAAAACCUGUCUUCUAUGGGAGAAGUGCAAUAUUCAGGGGUUUUUUUUUUCAGUGAAAUAUAAUGGCAUUAAAGUAAGCUAGGGCAUGUAGGUCAAUACACUAAACCUAUGAAUCAGAAGAUACUCUAUACCAAGGGGCUCACUUGGCUCCUAGAGAUUCAAGAGAAGUUACCUGGAGUUAUCAGGUUAGGGUCCAGAUUGAUUUUUUUCUCCUUUUAAAAAAAUAUUCUUUCUUCUAAAUUGAUUUUUUUUAAGACUCUGAGAGCUGUACUGAUUUUGCUUAUAUUAAAGUAAUAAUUGUAAUAAUAUACUUUGGAAAAAAAUCUCAAAAACUCUUUGGCUUAUAUGUUUUAUUUUUUCUUCAUUUUUCCCUCAAUUUAGGAUAUUUUUGCCAGGGUAGCAAGGCGGAGCUACUACAGUAUGUUUGAAAUGGUUUGUGUAAAUAAUGCCUUUUGAUGUUCUUACUCUAGUAAACAUAAGGAAAAUUUCUCUGUC
Molecule: messenger RNA, 4514 nt
Organism: Bubalus bubalis (water buffalo)
Lineage: Eukaryota; Metazoa; Chordata; Mammalia; Artiodactyla; Bovidae
Product: mucin-2-like
Exons: 7
Coding region: 144-3557 (1137 amino acids)
Biological process (GO): phagocytosis, engulfment; positive regulation of mast cell activation
Cellular component (GO): cell surface
Molecular function (GO): phosphatidylserine binding; virus receptor activity
Source: RefSeq, a predicted model, not a curated record